Messenger RNA from Myxocyprinus asiaticus (Chinese sucker), 2228 nucleotides. RefSeq names its product PDZ domain-containing protein GIPC1-like. Lineage: Eukaryota; Metazoa; Chordata; Actinopteri; Cypriniformes; Catostomidae. Bases 382 to 1374 code for a protein of 330 amino acids. Gene Ontology annotation, molecular function: protein binding. The transcript is spliced from 6 exons. The record is from RefSeq and is a predicted model, not a curated record.
AACAUAAUCUAAUCCGAAUAAACUAUAUUUUUUCAAAGGCGCAUGUUUAACGGCAUUCAGCUUUUGAGUUUAAAAAAGAAUGAAUGGACACCUGAGCCAGGUAAAUGAGUUUCUGGAUGACGUCACCGCGCUCAAUAGCGACUCCUUCCCAGAAGCGCGCGUGCGUUCGCCAAUAGAGUUGCCCAUUGUUUGCACUGCUAGAGAGAGUUUACAGUAGAUCGGCAUCGUGUAUUUCCAAACUACCUGUUGACAACCAACGUUUCCGCUCUCUAGGUCGCUUUCGAAGAGAGGGAACGAGCGCACCGAACUAAAAGAAGUUGAUUUUCUUCUUCAAAUGCUAAAGCUGUUCAAUCCCUCCACGGAUUAACAGGAGGAGCAAGCAUGCCUUUGGGACUUAGGAAAAAGAAAAACAAGUCGAGGGAAAGCUCGAACUUAGUGGAAAACGAGGAGGUCAGCGGACAUGUAGGUGGAGGGGUCGGGAAGUCCGCCGUGAACGGUGCCGGUCUCCCAGCUCCACCUGCCAACCUGCGACCGAAACUGGUGUUCCACACGCAGCUCGCCCACGGGAGCCCCACGGGCAGGAUCGAGGGCUUCUCGAACGUCAAAGAGCUGUACAACAAGAUAGCAGAAGCGUUUAACUUAAGUGCGGAUGAGAUCAUGUUUUGCACACUCAACACCCACAAAAUUGAUAUGGAGAAGCUGCUGGGAGGACAGAUAGGACUGGAGGACUUCAUCUUCGCUCACAUUAAAGGGAUCAAAAAGGAGGUGGAGGUGUACAAGGCAGAGGAGGCACUUGGGCUCACCAUCACAGACAAUGGAGCUGGAUACGCCUUCAUAAAGAGGAUCAAAGAGGGCAGUGUGGUGGAUGGGAUUAAGGUGAUCUGUGUAGGAGAUCAUAUCGAGUGCAUCAGCGGAAAGAACAUUGUGGGAAUGCGGCACUUUGAGGUCGCGCGAACGCUGAAGGAGCUGCCAAAAGACCAGUCCUUCACCCUCAAACUGGUGGAGCCCAUGAAAGCCUUCGAGAUGCUUGAACCAAGAUCAAGGGGAGGUGGAGCCAAAGCAUCAGGAGAGAACAAAGUUUGCACAGGCAGAGAAACCCUUCGAUUGCGCUCCAAGGGUCCUGCAACAGUCGAGGAGAUGCCCACAGAGUUUGAAGAGAAGGCUGUGAAGAAAGUGGAUGACCUUCUGGAAAGUUACAUGGGCAUUCGAGACACUGAAUUAGCGGCAACAAUGGUGGAGGUGGGCAGAGACAAGCAGAACCCUGAUGAGUUUGCCACGGCCCUGGACAAGGCUCUUGGUGACUUUGCCUUCCCUGAUGAGUUUGUGUUUGAUGUCUGGGGAGCCAUUGGUGACGCCAAAGAGGGACGGUUUUAAAACACCAGUACACAUACAUGCCCAUCCCACCACAUAUGGCAUAUAAAAAAAAAAAAGAGAUGGUGAUCCUGUUUAUUGUCAUGCAGUUUAUAGCGGGUGUACUGAACAUUUGAAUUUAUACAGUAUGUGAUUUACAAAAAUGUUUUUACAGAUAAAUAAUAAUAAUAAUAAUAAAAAUAAGACCACUGUAUUUUUCUUUACAUACAUUUUCCAACCUGAAAUUUUCAGAAUACCGUGGGUAGCAUUUAUUAGUGGAGCUGGGAGUAUAUCAUAUUUAACAGCCAAGGGAAAGCGUGAUAUUUCAGACACUUUUUUUGAAUAUAGAGAAUUUUGUAUAGAAUUAUUGAUCUACAUUAUCUUUUUUAGAUAGAUAAAUAUAUAUAUAUUUAGACCUUUUAAUUUAUUUGUUUAAUAAAGUGGUCAGACUUUUGACCGUCGAUGACUUUCAAUAGCUGAUUAUCAUUGUGUUGGAUGCUCUGUUAGGUAGUCAUCAUAUUUUAAAGUCAAUUAGAGUUUGGAAUAUACAAACAGAAUAAAACAAAAACAUCGUUUUAAGUGAUCAUUUAACCUUAAAAUAGUGCCAACCAGACCAAUUAAUUUCAGAAUACAAAUGAAUUGAUAUCACAUUGUUAUGUUAUGAGUUUAUUGUACAAUACAAUCCAUAAGGGAUCACUUUUUAUGAUAGUUUUUUGUGCCUUCACUGUUGCAUUAUCAAUUUAAUUUUGUAUGAACAAUUUGUGCUCAAGUUAUUUUUUUCUUUGCCUGUUUUUCACAUCAAAUGUGAAAAAAAGAUGCACUAAAUUACUUUGUGAACCUGAUAAUUCACUGUGACAAAAUAAACUGUUACCCUUCCA